GUCCGGCGUCCCGCUAGCUUAACUUGGCUAACCUGACGCUGCUGGUUCCUGCUCGGAAGAGACGAGAAGAGAGAAAUGGAGCCCCAGAAGAAGUUGAUAAACUCGGUGGACGGCUGCGUGGACGAGGCUCUGUGCGGCCUCGUCAGGGCCAGCGGCGGCCUGUCGCUGCUGAAGGGCCACAGAGUCGUGCUUCGGUCCGACCUGGAGCGUCUGAGGGGCAAAGUGGCCCUGCUGUCUGGAGGAGGGUCAGGACAUGAGCCGGCACACGGGGGUUACGUUGGUGCAGGGAUGCUGUCGGCAGCAGUCGCAGGGGGAGUGUUUGCAUCGCCACCACCCGCCAGCAUCCUGGCAGCCAUCAUGUCUGUGCAUAAUGCAGGAGCCUCCGGGGUCCUCCUCAUCGUGAAGAACUACACCGGCGACCGCCUCAACUUCGGGUUGGCGGCAGAGCAGGCCCGUAACCAGGGCGUCGCUGUCGACAUGGUGAUCGUUGCCGAGGACUGCGCCUUUGACCGGCCCAGUAAGGCCGGGAGGAGAGGCCUGUGUGGAACCGUCUUUAUACACAAGCUGGCAGGUGCGUUGGCAGAGGAAGGCUCCUCAUUGGACCACAUUGUUGCCAGGGUGACAGAGGUUUUAAAGGGGAUCGGUUCGCUCGGGGUGAGUCUGUCUCCGUGCAGCGUCCCCGGGUGCCUGCCUUCAUUCGACCUGCCCCCGGGAGACAUGGAGCUGGGUCUGGGUAUCCAUGGUGAACCUGGGAUCAAAAGGUCAAAGGUGACAUCGGCAGACGAGGUGGUAAAAACCAUGAUCGAUCACAUGACCAACCCUGACAGCCAAUCGCGUCUGCCGCUGAAAUCAGGAGACAGUGUGGUUGUGUGUGUGAACAACCUCGGAGCCUUGUCCUGUCUGGAGAUGGCCAUUGUUACUCGAGCUGCCAUCACCUGUCUGGAGAAUCGCGGCGUCGCGGUUGCCAGGGUGAUGUCCGGUUCAUUCAUGACGUCACUGGAGAUGGCGGGCGUGUCACUGACGCUGAUGCGAGCCGAUGAGGAAACACUGAGACUGUUUGACGCCGCAACUAGCGCCCCCGCCUGGCCAAAUCUCAGCAGUGUGCAUGUGAGCGGACGCAGCCACGUCGCAGCUCCUCCCACCAUGAGCACACGCCCGCAGGACGAUAUACACACUGAAGGCUCACUGAGUCCUGUGAUGCGCAAAACAUUAGAGUCAGUUUGUUCCACACUGUUGGAGAAGCAGGAGGAACUCAACUCCCUGGACCGAGCGGCUGGGGACGGAGAUUGUGGUAACACUCAUGCGCAGGCAGCCAGAGCCAUUCAGGAGUGGCUCCAGAGUCAUGUGGUCCCUGGUUGCCCUGGGAAACUCCUCUCAGUCCUCGCUGGGUUGGUGCAGGAGAAGAUGGGCGGGUCAUCAGGGGCGCUGUACAGCCUGUUCCUGACGGCAGCGGCUGGUCACGUGAGCGAGGGGCGGAGCGACGCUGCAUCCUGGGCUAGUGCAGUGCAUGCUGGGACACAGGCAAUGAGGAGAUAUGGUGGUGCUGAUCCUGGAGACAGAACAAUGCUGGAUGCUUUGUUUCCUGCUGUGGAUGAGCUGAUGAAGCUGACCACAGCGCCACCUGGUGGACAGAUGGUCGUACUGCAGGCUGCUGUGCAGAAAGCGGCCUCGGGGGCGGAGCACACCCGUAACCUCACAGCGAGGGCGGGGCGGGCCAGCUACAUCGCGGCCGAGCGGGUCACCCUGCCCGACCCUGGUGCUGUGGCCGUAGCCGCCAUCUUGCGAGCUGUGUUGGAGUCGCUGGAGGGCAAAUGAUUUCAAACAGAACAACACUGUCACGCCUCAAUAACUUAAACAAUGAACGCGACGUUAGACUCAGUGUGACGUUAACCUCUCUCUACGAGGGAAUUUUCACGCUAUGAUCACAGUUAAUGCAUAGAAACUGGAUCAGGAGGGUACGUGUAAAAUUAAAAAAUGACCUAAAUGCAGAUAAUCUAAUGUAAAGUGCAUGAAAGUUUAGUAAACGGUUACAAGAUAAUAAAAAGAAACUUAAAGAACAAAUAAAGGUAAAUUAAGAAUACGUCUCGCCUUCAUACAGAAAUGAAGCUAAUUUAUCUUUUGUACGUCUGCGGCCAUCUUGCUCUUUUGACGUGGUCGCAAGGUCCUGCCGAAACGAGCUCUCAACCAAUCACAAGCCAAUCUCGGCUGUCAAUCAUGUCGUCUCUCAGUUUUUAUGUCAUCAAAUACCUAAUGUCAGCUCUAUUUGAUGGAAAUUAGUUUAAAGAGGCCACAGCGGGUUUUUCCCCUUAGCGGUGGUGGGUGCAGCCUCCUCAUUCUCCAGCGCUGACAUCGAGCCGUUCACGAGGUGCAACCUGUUUUACUGAAGUGAUUUUUUUAUCUCGCUAACAUCGGAACAAGCUGUGAGCUGUGAAACAGCUUGUGAAACCGGUUUGAGUGGUGAAGCUAAACCAACUUUCUGAAUAUAACUUUUCAAAGUGAAACUGUGAAUGAAUCAAAAUCAGUCAACAGUUAUUAAUUCUGACUAAUAAACAAAUUACUUCUUACACAAAUGCGAGUUUCAUUCUACACGCGUGAUUUUUCUCAUCCCAGGGGUCAGAGGUCAGCGACUGACUCAAUCAAGGCAGCUGAGGUCUGCGUUUUUCCGUCUGUUCAUCAACAGCUUCUUUUUUCUUUUUUCUUCUUCCUCUCAACUGUCAUUUCUCAUAAGUACGACUUCCUGACAUGCAAAUCUCACACAGACACUCAGCACUGCUUAGCCAGACAUUGAACACACCCACACAUCCUCACAAAAACCUACAAGAAAUAGACGAGCUUCUGACACGACCGCACACAGAUCACAAAGAUGGAGUUCGCCUGCAGCCAUGUUGUGUGUAACUGGAGAUCUGAAGAAGCGGGUUUUCCUUUUAUGAAUC
Molecule: messenger RNA, 2933 nt
Organism: Paralichthys olivaceus (Japanese flounder)
Lineage: Eukaryota; Metazoa; Chordata; Actinopteri; Pleuronectiformes; Paralichthyidae
Gene: tkfc
Product: triokinase/FMN cyclase
Biological process (GO): glycerol catabolic process
Cellular component (GO): cytosol
Molecular function (GO): glycerone kinase activity; ATP binding
Source: RefSeq, a predicted model, not a curated record